Myotis brandtii (Brandt's bat) is the source of this 891-nucleotide messenger RNA. Its product is annotated as transcription factor AP-2 gamma. Gene Ontology annotation, molecular function: DNA-binding transcription factor activity, RNA polymerase II-specific; RNA polymerase II transcription regulatory region sequence-specific DNA binding. Gene Ontology annotation, biological process: anatomical structure development; regulation of transcription by RNA polymerase II; regulation of cell population proliferation. Gene Ontology annotation, cellular component: nucleus. Lineage: Eukaryota; Metazoa; Chordata; Mammalia; Chiroptera; Vespertilionidae. The record is from RefSeq and is a predicted model, not a curated record. The annotation marks the transcript as partial. The transcript has a single exon.
UCUGGGCUGGAAGCAGCAGGGCGGGCGGAGAACCUGGGCCUUCAUGACAUGGGGGACCCGGUGGACCAGGUGCAGAGGGUGGAUGAGCAGCACCUGCUUCUGCAUGAUCAGACUGGGAUUCGCAACGAUCCCAUUUCAAUGACCAAGGAUCCCUUGAGUCUCCCCUGUCAGAAGGAGCUGGUGGCGGCUGUGAUGGACCCCAGUGAGGUCUUCUGCUCCGUCCCCGGAAGAUUGUCCCUCCUGGGCUCCACGUCCAAAUACAAAGUGACAGUUGCCGAAGUCCAGAGGCGAUUGUCCCCGCCUGAGUGCUUAAAUGCCUCCAUACUGGGAGGUGUUCUCAGAAGAGCCAAGUCUAAAGAUGGAUGCCGGUCCUUGCGGGAGAAGCUGCACAAGAUGGGGCUGAACCUUCCAGCCGGCAGACGGAAGGCUGCACGCGUCACCCUCCUGACGUCCUUAGUAGAAGGGGAGGCCGUUCACUUGGCUCGGGACUUCGCGUAUGUCUGUGAGGCUGAGUUUCCCAGUAAGCGGGUGGCCGAGUACUUAACCAGCCCUCAUCUCGGAGGACGGAAUGAGAUGGCAACGAGGAAGGACAUGCUGCUGGCCGCACAGCAAGUGUGCCAAGAAUUCACGGACCUUCUCAACCAAGACCGAACACCCAACGGGGACAGGCCGGCCCCAGUCUCAGAGGCGAACAUUCAGAACUGCGUGACUCACUUCAGCCUGAUGACCCACGGGUUUGGCAGCCAGGCCAUCUGUGACACCGUGUCUGUGAUGCAGAACUACAUUAAAGAGGCUUUGGUCAUCAUAGAGAAAUCCUCCAUGAAUCCCGGGGACCAGGGUCCAGCCGAUUCCAGCAAGACCUCGGAGAAGAUAGAGAAGCAUCGGAAAUGA